UAAUGCUGAGAUCUUUGAGGAAAUAUCUACAGAGCGCGCUAUGUGCACAAUACCUAGGUAUCAAUCCAUCAUCGCAGGAGAGGAAUGCGUCUUCCGAGGGCAUCACAUGACAUGAUAGGACAGGACAAGAGUUCCUCAUCUCCCACCGACGACCCCGCAUGAGAUGUGCAUGCACGACACGGUAAACUCGGGAGGAUCCUGGACCACUGACUCGGCUAAUAAGGGAUGCCGUUCGCUUCUCUCCAUCCAUACGGAAAACUAACCGCGAGCGCAUCCUCAGAUCCAAUUCGGCAAUCAUCUUGUUGAAGGAGUAUAGCCAAGUGAAUCCUUUGUCCGUUGCCUUCCGCAUGAACCACUGCUCGCACUAAAGAAAUGAUCGCUAGAACCCUACCCGCACUUUGUUUUCCACAUCAACUCUUUCUUCCGUGCAGAUUCACUCUCCUAUCCAUCUAAUCACUUCUUUCAUAUUUUACCAAAAUGGCUUUGAACUGGUCACCGAAGAACCUUCCGAAGCAUAUCUUCAUCAAUAAUCAAUACGUAGAAUCCCAGAGUCACAACAAGAUCUCUGUCCACAAUCCUAAAGAUGGCUCGUUGAUUGCCAAUGACGUCGCUGUAGCUGGUGCAGAGGAUGUCGAUGCGGCUGUGGCAGCUGCUGAGAAAGCGUUUCCAGCAUGGAGAAAAGUGCUACCGACUGAGCGCCGCAACAUUAUGAACAAAUUUGCAGAUUUGGUGGAACAACACGGUGUAGCACUUGCAGAGCUAACGCGUGUUUCGCUCGGAGCACCUUACGAGGCUUUUGGGGCCUUCGAGGUUGGGCUUUGCGCCGAAGCAUUCCGAUACAACGCAGCUUGGAUUGACAAAUUUGGCGGCGAGUCUUGGCCUCAAGACGACGGUUUCCUCAAAAUCGUACGGAACGAACCUCUAGGAGUCACGGCAGGUAUUGUACCAUGGAAUGGUCCCGUGGGUACAAUUGGCCUAAAGGCAGCACCAGCACUUGCUACUGGCAACUGCUUCAUUUUAAAACCCUCCGAAAAAACACCUUUCUCCUCACUCGCCCUGGGAACUCUGAUCAAAGAAGCUGGCUUCCCACCCGGCGUAUUCCAGAUUCUCUCAGGAGACGGCAGCACUGGAGCUUUGCUUGCCAGCCAUAUGCGCAUCCGCAAGGUGUCGUUCACCGGAUCCAUUCCUACUGGCAAGAAGAUCCAAGAAAUGGCUGCGAAAUCCAAUCUCAAACGAGUCACUCUAGAGUUGGGCGGCAAAUCGCCGGCUGUAGUCUUCGACGACUGCAAUUUGGAGAAUGCAGUGACCUGGACAGCCAAUGCCAUUACUGCAAACACAGGACAAGUUUGCUUUGCCGCGUCGCGCGUUUACGUUCAAGAAGGCAUCUACGAUAAGUUCAUCGAGAAAUACAAGGAAGCCAUGAAGACCAAGGCCAAGGAAGUCGGUGAUCCCAACGAAAAAGGCGUCAACAUCGGACCUCUCGUAGACGAAGCCCAGUUCAACCGUGUGCGAGGCUUCAUUGAACGCGGCCAGCAAGGACAGGGAAAACUCCUUGUUGGUGGGCAGCGCAUUGGAGACAAAGGGUUCUACCUUGAGCCCACUGUCUUCACUGACGUUGACAUCAACUCAGAGAUCCAUUGUCAGGAAAUUUUUGGACCAGUGGCUGUGGUGAAGUCCUUCAAAACCGAAGAGGAAAUCAUGAAACUGUCCAACGACACCAACUUCGGGCUGAUGGCUGGUGUCUUUACCCAGGAUAUCAACAAAGCUUUGAGAGUUGCGAGCGAUUUUGAUUCUGGCAUGGUUGGUGUCAACUGCGUGAGUUUGAUGUUCAUGCAGACCCCGUUUGGUGGAAGUAAGGAGAGCGGCGUGGGCCGCGAAUGCGGUAUCCAUGCGUUGAAAGCGUUUACGGAACCGAAGACAAUUAUGAUCAAUUUGACGUAUUAG
This is a messenger RNA of Periconia digitata, 1944 nucleotides long. NCBI's taxonomy places the organism in Eukaryota, Fungi, Ascomycota, Dothideomycetes, Pleosporales, Periconiaceae. The record is from the annotation of a GenBank genome assembly.